AUGAAAUGCGAGGAAAUUUGUUUGCACGUUCGUAAUUCGUAUUUCGUAUUAUUCGCCGCCGUCCGGGUUCGGGAUCUGAAUAUCCGAUUCCACUUCCGUGUCAAUAUUCCUAGACCCUAUAGUUCCAACGACGGUCCUGACCUAUCAUCGCUGACCCUUUGCAAAUUCGCAACGGCUCUGGUCGAAGUAAAUUCACGCCUGGGCUAUGCGGUCGAGCAGUCUCAGCACAACCAGAUAUUUUAUUAA
Molecule: messenger RNA, 246 nt
Organism: Macrosiphum euphorbiae (potato aphid)
Lineage: Eukaryota; Metazoa; Arthropoda; Insecta; Hemiptera; Aphididae
Source: the annotation of a GenBank genome assembly